AUGGAGACCGGCAGGCAAACAGGUGUGUCUGCUGAGAUGCUCGCCAUGCCCCGAGGUGUGAAGGGCAGCAAGAAGGAUGGAAUCCCUGAGGACCUAGAUGGGAACUCGGAAGAACCCAGGGAUCAGGAAGGUGAGCUCAGGAGUGAGGAUGUCAUGGACCUCCCAGAAGGUGACAAUGAGGCCUCAGCCUCAGCUCCUCCUGCAGCCAAAAGACGGAAAACACAUACGAAAGGCAAGAAGGAGAGGAAGCCCACCGUGGAUGCAGAGGAGGCUCAGAGGAUGACAACCCUGCUGUCUGCCAUGUCUGAGGAGCAGCUGUCCCGCUACGAAGUGUGUCGCCGGUCAGCUUUCCCGAGAGCACGCAUUGCGGGUCUGAUGCGGGCUAUCACUGGCAGUUCGGUGUCUGAGAACGCGGCCAUUGCCAUGGCUGGAAUAGCCAAGGUCUUUGUCGGAGAGGUGGUGGAAGAGGCCCUGGACGUGUGUGAGAUGUGGGGAGAGACGACCCCGCUGCAGCCCAAGCAUUUAAGGGAGGCCGUUCGCAGGUUAAAGCCCAAGGGCCUCUUCCCCAACAGCAACUGCAAAAGAAUCAUGUUCUAG
Molecule: messenger RNA, 597 nt
Organism: Pan troglodytes (chimpanzee)
Lineage: Eukaryota; Metazoa; Chordata; Mammalia; Primates; Hominidae
Product: TATA-box-binding protein-associated factor 11-like protein 3
Exons: 1
Coding region: 1-597 (198 amino acids)
Biological process (GO): RNA polymerase II preinitiation complex assembly; transcription initiation at RNA polymerase II promoter
Cellular component (GO): transcription factor TFIID complex; nucleus
Molecular function (GO): RNA polymerase II general transcription initiation factor activity; protein heterodimerization activity
Source: RefSeq, a predicted model, not a curated record